Messenger RNA from Sitophilus oryzae (rice weevil), 721 nucleotides. RefSeq lists its product as uncharacterized. The coding region runs from base 311 to 721 and encodes 136 amino acids. Lineage: Eukaryota; Metazoa; Arthropoda; Insecta; Coleoptera; Curculionidae. The record is from RefSeq and is a predicted model, not a curated record. The transcript is spliced from 4 exons.
CUGGGUGAAGUUUUGGAAUUUUAGGUUAGUUCUCCAAUUUAAAAUGUUCUAUUAUUUUUUUUUAGGAAUACCUGGGAAUACUCUAAAAUAUGUCUUGCUCGGUUAAGAAUUGUAAAAAUCUUCGACGAUUUAUGCCAGAAGGUGUUUCUUUUCAUAGGUUCCCAAAGAAUGAGAAUUAAUAAAACACUGGUUAAAAGUUUUGAAUCUUAAUCCUGAAAAAUGGACAUGGACUAGAAAUAAAUACGUUUGUUCCAAACAUUUUAAAUCUACGGAUUACAUUCAUGUUUCUAGUAAAAAGAUACUGACAAAAAUGGCUAUACCAUCAUUACAUUUGGAUCUUGCAUCGCAAACACAAUCGCAAGGAAUCAAAGAAACUCACGCAGAACGAGAAGACCAUGGAUAUUUUGAGUACAAUGAAGGUGAUCUACAAAAUCCACAUAGAGUUUAUGUUAAGAGUCAUAUCUCAACUCAGGACUUUCAGAACAAUUCUCGUUUAAAUCCAAGUGAUUCAACAGAAAAUACACCUAUUACAUAUGUAAAAACUAUACAUAACUAUUGUGCCUCCCCAACCAAAUGGAAAGAAAAGUAUGAGGCGCUGAAGAUUAGACACAGUAUGUGCAUGAGAAAAGUCUGUUCAGCUAAUAAAAAAAUUUUAAGGCUAGAACUGAAAAUAUCUAAUAUGUUUAAAACUAUAAAACAACUGAAAUCUCAAUCCAAAUAA